Ruditapes philippinarum (Manila clam) is the source of this 3771-nucleotide messenger RNA. RefSeq lists its product as uncharacterized. The transcript has 7 exons. The record is from RefSeq and is a predicted model, not a curated record. The coding region runs from base 260 to 2995 and encodes 911 amino acids. Lineage: Eukaryota; Metazoa; Mollusca; Bivalvia; Venerida; Veneridae.
UAAGCAAAAGAUAGGAUUUUUAUUAAUGAUUAUAGACAUUCGUGUAUGAAUAUUGUAAUUUUUUGAGUGCUUAUAUAAUGUGUAGUGACUUCAAAACAACAUUUUAAAAUUGACGUUUACAAUUUGGGAAAUGGCACAUAGAAUCAGAAGACAUAUAUUACAUUUGUAUAUAGAUCUGUGCUAAAAUACGCGUGGAUCGGAUAACUGUCCUGACGACGAUGUGGCUAUGACAAACAUGUGACAAAUCAAGAAGACUAAAAUGGCAUCUGGAGGUUCAGAAAAUCGGAUAAAUCUAUUCCGUUUGCAAAUUCUAAUAAUAGAUGGAGGCCUGCUUGUAUUGAGAAGUAUACAUGAUCAGACCAUAACUGCCAAAGGCCUAACUCUAAGGGCAUGUCUUAAUAAUGAAAGGAAAACAAUUACACGAUUGCAUGGCCGCAACGUUAUCACCCAGGAUCAAUAUGACAUUUUGUUUCCAGCGAGGGGUCAAGACCCAACUACGGCAAAUAUGGACAUUACGCUUAUCAUUUGCCUUCUUGAAAACCUUAAAUGUUUCGGAUUGAAUAAGAAAUUUAAAUGGAAUGCAACACCUGCAUCAACAGAUUUAUCAGUUGAGGCAGAUAUAUGUCGUUUGAGAAAUUUCCGGAAUCAAAUCUGUCAUAUGUCAACAACUACUGGAAUAGAACAAAAUGAGUUUACAACUUUGUGGAAUGAAAUCGAGCAGAUACUUAUUCGACGAAGCACUCCUGGUCUUAAAAUGCAUCAAACAAUUGCCGAUUUCAAGUCGUGUUCCCUUGAUCUAGAGGAAGAAAGAAGGAUAAAGGAAGAAAUAAAGAAGUGGAAGGACUAUGAAGCAGGUGUUGAUCGGCUGAAACAGGAAAUGGGAGACGUAAAAGAAAAUGUUACAAAAGCAAACACAGACCUUGAUGACGUAAAAAGAAAUGUUAUGACUGUACAGGAAGACCUUGAUGACGUGAAAGAAAAUGUUACUGAAGUUAAGAGUGACCUUGAUGACAUGAAAGAAUAUUUUACUGAAGUAAAGAGUGACAUGAAUGACGUGAAAGAAAAUGUAACUGCAGUGAAAGGUCACCUUGAUGACGUGAAAGAAAAUGUUGCUGAAGUAAAAAGUGACCUUGAUGACGUGAACGAAAGUGUUACUGAAGUGAAGGGUCACCUUGAUGACGUGAAAGAAAAUGUUGCUGAAGUAAAGAGCGACCUUGAUGUCGUAAAAGGAAAUAUUACUGAAGUAAAGGGUGACCUUGAUGACCUGAAAGAAAAUGUUACUGAAGUGAAGAAAGACCUUGAUGUCGUGAAAGAAAAUGUUACUGAAGUAAAGAGUGACCUUGAUGUCAUGCAAGAAAAUGUUACUGAAGUAAGGAUUGGCUUUGUUGACGUAAAAGGAAAUGUAAUAAAAGUACAGAAAGGCCUUGAAGUAUUCAAAAGACGACAACUUACAGAGGGAGGUAGCAGAGAAGACUUUCCAAUACAGACAGAGGAGGAAAAAUAUCACACUAGCAAGAACGAAUCUUGGGAUAGAUGUAUUGAAAGAAAAAGUGAAUCCGAUGCAAACAUAUUACUAGAAAGGGAGAUUUAUCCGUUUAAAGGUGAACUGAACAAGGCAUGUCACGUAUUUGGAAGGGAUUCAAAACUCAUUUCACAUAUCUGCAAUACGAUUAGUCAACACAUAAAGAAGCAAUAUAAGAAUGUAAUCGACGUACUUCCGUCUUACAAAGAAAAAUUUGAAUCUAUUAUUUUUCUAGUUAUUGUAAAAAAGAAAUCUACAUUUUCCGUUUUCAAAGAUUAUGAAUACUGUAUUAGAUGUGAAAAUGAUGUCAGUACUGAGGGUGACCUUGUUGCUAAAUAUGAAACAAAAGAUGAAACAAUGAGUCAGUUCGAUAAUGAGACUUUUGAAAAACUUAGAAAAUGCAUAAACGAUAAUGCUAAAGACAUUCUCGAAAGACAUAGUAACAUUAAUGUGAUUUUGCCAAGCUUUGUUAAGUCCGUUGGAUACGAGACAGGCCAACAUAACAUCAAACAAGUACCUUGUAUAGCUUUAUAUGUAACAGUGAAAGGGUGUAUACCUCUAAACGAGACACCUUUUGAAAAGAAUGUCAAUGGUUUCCCAACAGAUGUUUUGGAGGGAAAAUUCGAACCAUUUAUGAAUGGACCAAACGAGUACCAUGAACAUCUUAAGAUUGGUCUAGCAAUACAUGCUAACGUUUUAAGCACAAAUGGUGUUUUAGGGGGUACUCUUGGGGGAUUUAUUGACCAUUCAACGCAUGGGUUAUGUGGAAUAACCUGUGCACACGUUGUUUAUAGUCCUGCUGAGCUUAUGGAAAUGAAAGACAAAAGACAAUGUUGUUUGAGAAAGAAGGUUUAUCAGCCUAUUGGUAAACGUUCGUCGGCGUUUGGUGAAGUUGUUCAAGCUUUUUACGACAUAGGAGGUUCUUGUACAUCUGGAAUGGAAGUUGCACUCAUAAGCAUACAAAAAAGACAACCAAAAAGUGGAAGCUUUCCUGAGACAUUUACAGAUUUUGAAGCAGGGUUUGAUGCAAGGAAUCCAUUAUGUUUCAAUUCUGGUGCAGUUUGUGAAACAUCUGAAAUAAAACGGAGGACUGAAGUGUACAAGUUUGGCAUGAUUUCCGGAAUCACAAGAGGAAGCUUUGCCUUACAGGGCGCAGUAGUGCGUAAAAGUCAAAUGCAAGGAGAUUGUCAUGGCUUUAGUUUUAACCUAAUGAAUCAACUGCUAGUUCUUCAGAUAGGAGAGAAACCGUUUGCAGAACACGGAGAUUCUGGCGCAUUGGUAUUGACUGAAGGAGGACAGGAUUCAAUUGCUAUUGGUAUUGUUGCAGGAGGUAUGAAUAGUCGCCGCGUGUUUGUCACGCCAAUAUGUGAUAUUCUAAGAGCUUUUGGUUGUACCGAAUCAAAAAUGCACCGAUUCAUACCGAAAUGUACACAGCUUUCGCCGGACGACAAUGGAGAAGACAUGGAAAAAUAAAUAUGUUAAAUGCUUUUCUUUUUACUAUAAUUCUGAUUUCGCCGUACCUUCUUUCCGACGGCCCAACGUAACUCAAACUUGGAAACAUUAUUAAGACCAGAUGGUAAAGUUUGAUAAAUAAGGAGGUUGUGUUAUAUCUUUUUUGAGAUAUGUGUUUUAAUAUAAAUUUAUCUUGCAUAUUUUUGUUUUAUGUCAAUCUUAAACAAUUAAUGCAGACAUACUUUAAUGUAUAAUUUAUCUAUUAAUCAAUACUAACUUGACUUUCUGACCUAAGUUUCUUGUCUUAUUUAUUUCACUGUGUACUUGAAUAUUUUUAUGUCUACUGUUGUGACAUUUUACAUUAAUGUGUCAAGCUUAAAUUAUCUUUAAAAUUGAAUCUACAAAUUAAAAUGCAAAUUUAAUAUAUUCUGCUUAAAGGUAAAUAUAACAGAGGUGAUUACAAUACUUCUUGUAUGGUCAAGGGAGUUUAGGCCCUUAGGAAAUAUUAGUCAGAUAUGCCAUCAUAUAUCCGUUGAAUAUGUUAUUGUUUAAUUUCAUUUUUCUUUUCAAAUGUGUCAAUAUCUUCCUUAAUAAAUAAAUCUGUUUAACGUGCUUGUAUUAUAAACUGAACAGGGAAUAUUCUAUCAUGACUGUCUCAGAAUAAAGUACUUUUGUUUUCAAAUUUAAAUCUUGAAACAGGUAUGUUAAAAUAAUUUAUCUUUCUGUCUUAUAUUUACCAUUUUUUCAUUAAAAUAAAUGUUUUUAUUUAACUUAAACAGUUUCUCUCAAGUAUUGGU